Molecule: messenger RNA, 11304 nt
Organism: Cottoperca gobio
Lineage: Eukaryota; Metazoa; Chordata; Actinopteri; Perciformes; Bovichtidae
Gene: pclob
Product: piccolo presynaptic cytomatrix protein b
Exons: 25
Coding region: 56-8212 (2718 amino acids)
Biological process (GO): presynaptic active zone assembly; protein localization to synapse
Cellular component (GO): membrane; axon; glutamatergic synapse
Molecular function (GO): protein binding; structural constituent of presynaptic active zone
Source: RefSeq, a predicted model, not a curated record
UCCGGCCAUUGCUGAAAUCCCAUCAAUACCACAAACUGUUCGGCCUUUAGAAGUUAUGCCUAUAGUAACAGGGCAGCUAUCUUCGCAACACCAACUUAUUUUAGUAGAAGCAUUGACACUCCCUACAAAGUUGGAAUUCCCUACAGAGGUUAUAACAACUGAAACUGCUGUUAGAAUACCAGAAGUAGCAACAGUAUCUCCAGUAAUUCAUCCUGUACCUCUUGUUGUUGAUGCUACCCCAACAACAGAAGUGGCUAAAUCAAUACCACAAACUACAGUUUCUAGGAUUAUAACUCCUACAAUUGGUGAAAUACCACCAUCACCUCUUGUGAUGGAGGUCCAACAAAUGGCAGUACAACCAGAAGUACCUCAUGUUAUUUAUGUUCCACUGGUCUAUGGAGCAAGUACAUCCUCAGUCAUGUCACACUCAACACCAUUACUGGAGGUCAUAGCGUUGCAGCCUGAACGUGAGACACCCACAGAUAGUAUGACAAUGGAGGUUGGUGUAAGAGCUUCAAUACCGUCAUCAGUGUUGCAGCCCCAGGCGGUGGCUGGGAUGCCGGUGAGAGUUAUUUCAACUGGGGAAACCACCAGUGGGAGUUGGACAUCUGUAACGUCCAUAGUACAGCCAACAUACACCACAAGUGAAAUGUUCACCUACCCUGCAGAAUAUGAAACACCUACGCAGGUGGUUACAACUGAGGCCUUUGCCACCAGGAGAGAAUCCCUCACCAUGCAGCAAUCAUUUCCAUUGCCACAUGUAGUAAACAUGCCAGCUGAAAAAGAUGUCCCUUUUGAUGGUUAUGCUGUUCAGGUCCCCUACAGGAGAGGAUCUAUUCAAUCAUCAGAACAAAGACCACAGGUUUUAACUUAUUCAUCAGAAUAUGAUCACCCUCUGGAGAUAAUAACCACUGAGGCAUAUACCAGGAGAACAUCAAUGCCCACUGCACAGGACAUUCCACAGGGUGUAUAUGUGGCUCCAGUCACUAUAACUAAAAUUCAGCAAGAGUCUAUUGAGAGCCAAGAGAUUCGAGGACCAGAAAAAGUGGUCUCUAGUAUGAGUCACAUGUAUUCUUCUUCAAUUUCCACCUCAGGCCAGCCUCCUGAAAGCCUCCCCAGCCUGGUCACACAGGUGUUCACCACUGAGGUCCAGAGGACCACUGUUUCUGUUGUUCAUGAAAGACUUCCACAAGUUCCUCAACCCAGUGUAGCAAUCACUAUACAACCAGACAUAGCUAAAGUCCAACCUCUGCCGAAACAGAAUGGGAAGAUAAUCUACUCUGGUGAUGUUAUUGAUUUACGUACCAUGAAGGUUGGCAUAAAGAUGACUGAACUGGGCAUGGACCUGACACCACCUGAGUCUUGUCGACAGUCUUUUUCAAGUGACUAUAGUGGCCGUCAAAUCACAGCAGUACAGCCUGAGAUAGUCAAUCUUAGUGCAGAAAUCACCCCUGCAACCACAUUGUCUGUGGUCACUGACAGCAUCACAAUAGUCACAUGCACAGCAACCAUUGCCUCAUAUAAGAACACUCCAGCAGAGAAACCACUGGAUUUGCAGGGCCCUGUUACAUCAUUGCCUCUGCCUCUCACAACGUACAAACCAUUCGAACCACUAGCUCAGAUUGUAUACAGACCUGUGAAUUCCCAGCCCGUAGUCAGUGCUAUAGGAUCCACAGGUCAAGACAUACCGAUUAAUCUUUCCUUUGGAGCUCUGGUCACCUCAGGAGGCAAACAGCAAAUCACUUCCCCAGCAGCUAUCAGCAAUGGAGGCCCUGUCCUUUCUCUAGAGGCCACAGGGGCCAUGGAUCUGUCAAACUAUAGACCAGUCAGAGCUAUGGUAGCUUUGUCGGACACAAGCUCUGGAGUGGUGACCACUGUUAUAGAGGAGGAUGGGACUCCAGUCGACCUUACAGCUGGUAGGAGGAGUGUGUGCUGUGAUGUAAUUUACAAGCUACCAUUUACAGGAAGCUGCAGAACACAGCCCCCAGUGACUGCCCAGCCUGAAAACCGUUUUGGCUACAGAGAUGACCACUACCAAUAUGAUAAUGCUGGACUAUAUGGUAUCAAAGGCAUGAAUGGUAUAAAAGCCUCAAUGUCUGAGACCAACUUGACUGAGGCAGGACUGUUCUCCUAUGAUCCGAAAAAUGAUUAUGACUAUCUCAGUGGAUCUUCAGAUGGCGCUAUCGACCUCACUGCUGCCAAACUUUCUGCUGGUAAAGCUGUAGACUACACUAGCAAAGCUACUGGAAGCUAUCCUGGAAUGACUACUGCUCCAUACUCCCAGGUCCUUGCAGCUGGGUUUGGUGCAAAUGGAGUUCUCAGAACCUCAGAUGGGAUAGUUUACUCCUCUGUUGCUGCCCCAGAUCCUUCCACAUAUGCAAUUACAACUCAACCAGGCUCCAUCUUUAGCAAUUCCCUGAAUCCUACAUCAACAAUCCAGAACCAGUCAUUGCCACAUCCGUAUGGUUUUAUUCCGAGUACAGACCCUGGACAGAUAAUUCCUUUUGAUACAGGGCUACCUAAGGAGCUUCUACCCACAGCUUUGGCUGACAUCAUAACAGGCUAUCCGGACAUGUACUCAGACACCACCCUGGAAGCAAUAGCUGCGUCUCUGGAUGCCUUAGCCUCUUCCCCAUUAUUCCCUGGCUUAGACAACACCAAGAUGGCCCAAUAUCAGAUGGAGAGGGAGUUUCUAGAGCUAGAAAAGCUUAAGCAGCUUUGUCUCGCUGAGGAACUGGAGUGGGAGAGGCAGGAGAUCCAGCGUUACCGUGAACAGGAGCAGCUUAUGGUCCAAAGGGAGCUUGAGGAGCUUCAGGCUCUGAAACAGCAGCUUCUCAUGCAGCAAGAGGAAGAGCACCAUGCCCACAUUGUGGCCCAGCAGGAGACCUAUGCCCAGCAGAAAGAGCAGUUGCAGCAAAUCCAACAACUCCAACUGCAACUUCAGCGCCAGCUUGAUGAGCACUAUGGUAGCACUGGUACCACAGGAAACCUACUAGAAGCUAAAUAUGCAGGGGUAGGGGACAGUGGCCAGUACUGGCCUGUCAAAGAUGAGUCCACAGCUCCAUCUAUUGAGACACAGUUAGAGGAAAGUCAGGAUCAGCUUAAUCUAGUAAAGAGGCUUCAAGCUGAUCAAGACACAGGGAAAAGAAUUAUUGAUAGUGGAGUGCAGACAGACGAUGAAGACUCAGCAGAGAAGCAGCAUGUAGGAAGGAGAAAGAAGAACAAAAGAAAUGUUGAUAGCUCAGCUCAGACUGAUGAUGAGGACCAAGAUGAAUGGGAUGCUCCCACAAAAGCUCGACGACGCUCUCGAAAACAUAGCAGUGAUGGGAAACAUGGCUCCAAGGUCUCUAGCAUUGCUAUCCAAACAGUGGCAGAAAUAUCUGUCCAAACUGACCACUCAGGAACUAUCAAACGACCCAUUGUCCAGAUGGACACUAGGGUGGAAAUCAUCAAACAUAUAUCAGCUCCAGAGAACUCUCAGAGAGGAGGUAGUCUGAGCUGUCAGACAGACUAUGACAGAAGGUACACACCAAUUGAGGUGGGCUACAGCACACAACUAAAAGCAGAUGUCCCCUCUAAGUCUAAAGUCUUCUACACCUCAGUCUCCCCCAUGUCCCCGGAAAAGUCACUUGAAGGGCAGAGAAUGCUGACUGCUGACCCAAACAGAUUUUCCUCUGGACCUCGGAUAUUAAAGGCUGGUCAGAAAUCUCUGUCUGAUCCUAAAUCCCUUAGUCCUGCCACAGACGACAGGAUGGGUGGAUACUAUGCAGACAGCUAUUCUAGCCGAGGCUCUCCCUCUGGUACAGGUAAGAAGGUAAAGCGGACACUACCAGACCCCCCUCCCGAGGAUGACUCUCUGACAGGACGGUCGGGCUACAGCUCCAACUCUGCUCGUCGCCGUCUUGCCCGCAGUACAACAAUGGCCCGGGCAAAGAUCCUGCAGGACAUUGACAAGGAGCUUGAUCUGGUGGAGAGAGAAUCUUCUAAACUUCGCAAGAAACAAGCUGAGCUAGAUGAAGAGGAAAAGGAGAUUGAUGCCAAAUUACGGUACCUGGAGAUGGGUAUCAACCGCCGUAAGGAGGCCUUACUGAAGGAGAGAGAAAAGAGAGAGAGGGCCUAUCUCCAGGGGGUGGCGGAGGAAAGAGACUACAUGUCAGACAGUGAGGUUAGCAACAUCAGAGAGGCCAGGGGCGAUGGCCUGGAGAGACCACGGACAGCUCCCCAGUCGGAGUUUGACCAAUUCAUCCCCCCCCAGACAGAAGCUGAUUCCCAGUACAACACACUCACUAGUCCCUACUCUCACUAUGCCCAGUAUGUUCCCCAGACCCAAACCACCAGCCACUACACACAACAGAACCUAUAUCAGCAGCAGUCCCUUUACCAUCAACAGGUGUCUCCUUACCCAACCCUAUCCCUCUCCCAUGCCCAGGCUCAAUCUAGUAGCUACCAACAUGCUCUGCUCUUGCAGCAGGGUAAGCAACGGCAAUCCACCCUUUCUGAUAUAGAGCCUAAGAUCACCACCAACUAUGAAGUGAUACACAACCAGCCUCUGAUCAUUGUGCCAACCUCCACAGAAAGUGGUUAUGGGGUUGCUCACCUGGGGGGCAAGUAUGGCAGUUUGGACUUGAGGCUAGGGCUAGGGGAGAGGAGCAUGGCCUCUAGUCCCAUGUCUAGCAUUUCUGCUGAUUCCUUCUAUGCCGAUAUUGAUCACCACAAUUCCAGGAACUACGUGCUGAUAGAGGACAUAGGGGAGCUCACAAAGGCCUCAACAGGAAUGAGCAACACCGGCUUGGGUUCUGGAUUCAACAUGCCUGAUAAGGAGUUGUCCAAGGCAGACAGACUACUCAGGGCAGCAGAAGUCAGGCGCACAGCAGAGGUGGCAGAUUUUUUAGGCUCAUCUCGUCUUCAGGGUUAUGGUAAAGGAGAAGAUGACACUAUGGAGGAGCCUUAUGAGCUGAAGCUACUGAAGCAGCAGAUCAAGCAGGAGUUCAGGCGAGGAAAUGAGGGACUAGAACACUUAACAGGCAUGAGCCUGCCCCAGUAUCUUCCCAGCGAUAGCAGUUUUCGCCACUUCCCUAAAGGAGAAAAAUAUAGCAUCGGCAGGCUCACCCUUGAAAAACAGGCUGCAAAGCAACUCCCAGCAGCUGUGCUUUACCAGAAACAGAUGAAGAACAAAAAGGCCUUAACAGACCCUAGGGCCAUCACAAAAUGUUCUCCAAUUCAGGAGAAUAGGGACCUGGACUUUGGCAGCUACAUGGGAUCUGGGGCCUCCUCUGUGACAAAUCUGGCUGCUACAGCUAGGUUGCUUCAGGAUGAGAUUACAUUUGGACUAAGAAAGAAUUUGUCUGAGCAGCAAAAAUAUCUGGGCUCCUCCCUGGGUGCAAAUUUAGCUGGUUCUCUUAAUCUUGGGCAGUCCCUCGGACUUGGAUCCAAUAUAAGGGCCACUGCCCAGGAUGAUGGCACCUACCCAAGUGGCAACCAUUCCAGACCCUCAUCACGCCCCUCCUCCCGCCCGUCUUCUGUCUAUGGCUUGGAUCUAUCUAUCAAACGAGACCUAUCCAGCUCCUCACUUAGACUUAAAACAGAAGGAGAGGUCCUGGAUGCAGCAUUUGCCCCUGGGGUUGCCAGAGCAAAGCCCACCAGUCUACCUAUCAGCCAAAGUAGGGGCCGUAUCCCCAUUGUGGCUCAGAACUCUGAGGAGGAGAGUCCUCUGAGUCCAGUGGGGAAGCCUAUGGGUAUGGCUAGAGCCUCAGCUGGACCUCUACCUCCGAUCUCUGCUGACUCCAGGGACCAAUUUGGGUCCAGCCAUUCUUUGCCAGAGGUACAGCAACAUAUGAGGGAGGAAUCUCGGACGAGAGGCUAUGAUCGAGACAUCGCAUUCAUCAUGGAUGACUUACAAGGCGCCAUGUCUGACAGCGAAGCACUAAGUGAGUCCAUGCUGGCUUUGAACAGAGAUGAUGCCAGAAUCUUUCAUGAAAGUAUCAGACACGCUGGAGGCCCAAACUGGAAUAUAGAAGCCUACCACCUGAGGAGAGAGGACACAGAUUGGUUUGAUAAGCCAAGUGAAGGGCAUCCGCAGAGCAGAAACAUGUCAGACAGGAGACAGAUGAAACUGGUCCCUUACGCCUUCCCUCACACUCAUAUUAAGCUGAUGAGAGACCCAAAGGACACCAGUGUGUCAGGCAACGGACUUGGGAUCCGUGUGGUAGGUGGAAAGGAGAUUCCGGGAAGCCGAGGACAGAUUGGAGCAUACAUUGCCAAGGUUAUCCCUGGUGGUGUGGCAGAACAAACAGGACAAGUCGUAGAGGGAAUGCAGGUGUUGGAGUGGAACCGAAACCCUCUGACGGGAAAGACUUAUGAAGAAGUGCAAUGCAUCAUGGGCCAGCCAUGUGCAGAGGCGGAGCUCUGUGUGAGACUCGACCUUAAUAUGCUGUCUGACCCUGAGCACCCACAAGCCCUGGAGCACCAUGUCCAGCUUAAGGCUGGUGGGCAGCGUUCCCCCGGUGUGGAUCCUAAUCAGUUGGCUGCAGAACUGCAGAAGGUGUCCCAGCAGCUGGCUCCUGGUAUGGCUGGAACAGGGCUUGGGCCUGGGGGUUUGGGGGUCCUCUCUGCACUGGAGCGCUCUGCCCUCCUCCACUCGGGUACUGGAUCAGCUGGCUCCAGUGGUGUGCCAAGCCCCGGCCAGCCCGCAUCCCCUGCCAUAAACAAGAAACAACGACACAAGCCAAUAGAGGUAAUGAGGACACCUCAUCCCAUCACUGGAGAAAUUCAGCUCCAGAUCAACUAUGACAGGAACCUGGGAAACCUGAUAGUCCAUGUCCUGCAGGCUAGAAACCUGGCCCAGAGGGACAACGAUGGCUACUCUGACCCUUUUGUCAAGGUCUACCUCUUGCCUGGCAGAGGCCAAGUCAUGGUUGUCCAGAAUGCAAGUGCUGAUAACAAGAGAAGGACCAAGUAUGCCCAGAAGACCAUGAACCCAGAAUGGAACCAGACUGUCAUCUACAAGAACAUUCAUUUGGAGCAGCUAAAGAAGAAGACGCUGGAGGUGACAGUGUGGGACUAUGACAGAUCCUCCUCCAAUGACUUCCUCGGAGAGGUGUUGAUUGACUUGUCCAACACUGCCCUGCUUGACAACACUCCUCGCUGGCUGUUUCUGAAAGAGCAGAGUGAGAGUAUUGAGCACAGCAAAGCCCACCAUGCUGCUCAAGGCCCUCCAGGGUCUGGGUCAGAUCAGGGUUAUGGUCAGGGACACAGCCUAGGCCAUAUGUCAGGCCCUGGGAUGGGGCCUGGUCAUGGACUAGACCAAGGACCAGAUGGGAGUCAUGAUUCACCUAAAAACUCUGUAAUCAAGAGCAGAAGCCAUGGAAUCUUCCCUGAUCCAGCCAAAGACAUGCAGAUGAUGCCUUUGGAAAAGUCUCACAGCAGCCCAGGCAGCUCCAAGUCUUCCUCUGAUGGCCAACUGCGCUCCCAUGGCCCCUCCAGAAGCCAAAGCAAGAGCAGCGUCACUCAGGCUCACCUUGAGGACGCAGGGAUAGCCAUUGCUGCCGCCGAGGCGGCUGUGCAACAGUCCCGCCUGCAACCAAGACCAGGACACCGACUGGGUGAUGUCUCAGCGUCAGUGGUGCUGUCUGCCCCGAGUCUUGUGGGAGACACCUAUGGAGGUCUGGAUGGGGAAGAGGGAGUGGGCACUGGAGUGGACAGUGCCAUUUUUCAAGUCCCACGCAUCGGAAAGACUAUUCCUAACGGCACCGACAAACACCAACUAGGGACUCCGGAAAAUGAAGGCGGUAAAACACAAGUAAUAGGGGAGAUCAAGGUGGCUCUCAAGAAGGAGGUAAAGACAGAAGGGGACCAACUGGUCUUGGAGAUCCUUCAAUGCAGGAACAUCACUUACAAGUUCAAAAGCCCUGACCACCUACCAGACCUGUAUGUGAAGUUGUAUGUGGUAAAUGUAGCCACUCAGAAGAGGAUCAUCAAGAAGAAGACCAGAGUUUGUCGACAUGACAGAGAGCCUUCUUUCAAUGAGACCUUCAGAUUCCCCCUCAACUCAACUGGACACUCCAUACAGCUUUUCUUGAUGUCCAACGGAGGCAAGUUCAUGAAGAAGACCCUGAUAGGGGAGGCCUACAUCUGGCUGGACAAGGUAGACAUGAGGAAAAGAGUGGUCAGCUGGCACAAGUUGUUUGUCAGCUCCAAUCAGACCAACCCCUGAGAGCCACAACAAAAAGAUGGAGAUGGGAUAGAUGGAUGAAAGGUGAAGCCAGAAGAAGUUCAGAGAUCCAAUUUGACAAACAGACGAAUAAGAGAAAAUAAAAAGCUUAAGAAGAGGAACUAAAAAAGAUCAAUUUCAUUCACUUCCUUAGUUCAUGAGUGAUGUGAUAAUACCAUAACAACUGUAUCAGUCCAACACUGCCAGCACACAUGUCCACCUCUUCCCAUAUUGAGUCUGUGCUGGCUGUGGACUUUGCUUGUAGGAUGCAAACAUGCAAAUACCACAGCAAGCGCUGAAACACACUCAGCAGCAAUAUGGCUCUGAGUGCAGUGAUGUCCUUCUUACCAUAGUUCCAAUUCAAAUGAUCCACAUACGCCUUUGUUGAUUUGGGGCUGUGUAACUAAGCUAACAUAUCUAUCGGAGGGAAAGCUGGAAAAAAAAAAUUACUUUGAUCAUAAAUUGAAUUAGCAUUGUGUUUUCUUCAUAUAAGAGUCAUUGUUGGAGUGCCCAUAUGAUGGUUGUGAUGUGCGUUGACAUCAGUGGUCUUGAAAUGUUAAAUAUGAAGGAAUGUGCAAUGUUUUUGUAUGAUAGUCUUUCAGUUUCAUGUAAAAAGAAAAAAAAAAAGAGACAGACAGUUGACUUUUGCUAUGGGAUGAAGAUACAUGUACAGCACCACAGAUUGUAGAUAUCACACAUGCAGAUUACAGAGCAUAUCAGAGAACCACAUUGUACAGUGUGAUGUUUAUAUCAUAUACAACUAUAUCAGAUGCAGAAUAUAUCUAAAUACAAUAUACAGUAUAAGAGUUGUUCUCUUCUCACUAGAUUAUAUAUAAUACAAUAUACACAUAUGAUCUCUGGUUGAGGCCGUGGGUAACGCACUGACAAUCCAGUAGGCUACUUCAGUCUAUGGUGUAGGCAGUCUUAAUAGCCGUUAUGUGAAUGUGGACCUAUGUGAGCUCAAGGAUGUUCAUGAAAAAUAGCUCCUUCAGUCCUCUGAUCACACUGAUGCACCAUUAGAUAUUCAACAGGGCUGUGAUGGAUUCAAAAUGUUAAAUGCCAUUGACAUAUUGCGAUUUCACUGGCAUGCUCCUGUGAAAGGCAGGUUGAAAUACAAAUACAAUGAACAGCAGUGUGUGUUUAAAAGUCCAAAACACAAAACGCUAUGUUGAAAGUAACAAGCCAACUGUUGAGGAUGAGAAGAGUUUAUCACAUCUGUGUCACGUGUACAACAUUUUUACUUUAACGCUGUUGAAGUUUCUCAGUGUAUGCUAAUAUUACUUUCUGUUCAGCCCAUCGUGUAAUUACACUGUUGGUAUGGACAUGUAAUUCACAAGUUGUGUCAAAACCGUACAUGUGUCUGCAACUGUCAUCACCUCAGUAUGACAGCUCUGCUUUCUGUGUAUUAGUCAACAACCCUAGUCUGAGUUUUACCUAAAAAUAAUUUCAAAAUGAAGAAAAAAAAAAGUUAUUACCAGUCAAAUGUCAAGGUUCAUCUGUGUUUCUGGAUGUGCUGUAAAACUCAUUAUGCUGUUUUCUGUCAGUGGCUCCCGCAACACAGUGAACCAGCCUCUUUCACUGCCUGGCCCACUGAGGUUCGGUCAUAUUAAUAAUAAGUUAGAUGGGGACAAGUCUCAGUACUAAUGUGGAGCAGGUGACCCAUUAAUUCUUCUUGUAAUGUUCUUCAACCAUAACUAAAGAAUAAAAAAUAAAAAACACUAUGAAGUGACCCUCAGAAAGAUUGUUGUUGAAUUUAGGCAUAUCACAGGGCUGAUGCAAUUUUUUAAAGAAUUAAAUAUAACAGAGGAAACAACAAACACACUUAGACAAGAUGUCACUUAAAUCAUAGCAAAGGAUAACAAAAAGAAAAUAUAAUAAGGAAGGGAACGUGGUUGAUUAUUCAAAUAAUUAUUUUGCUGUGCCAACCUUGAUUUAUUUUUAUUAUUCCAGACACAUUGGUUCUUAAUUCUAUGCAACAUAGAUGUGUUUGAAUGCAUUUGUUUUUUGGAACUAAAUGUUAUAUUUGUGAACAUAUGGUCUAAAGAAAUGUCUUAUUGAAAAAUUACUUUGAUUUGUACAUCAUGGAAAGAAAAUAUUAAAUAAAUAGAUUUUUUUACUGAUUUUAAUAUAAAUUGAUGUUAACAGCUGUUGACAUCUACAUGGAGCUUAAGCACUUUAUUAUUACAUUGUUUAUUUUCCUUGUCUCAUUUUAACUGUUAUGACAUGCAAGAUUAUGUGUUUUGUGUUUCUGCACUGAAAUGAACUGAAUCAUGGUGUAUGUGGUGGCAGAAAAUAUUGUGGUGUGCAUUUUGUAUCUAUGUGGCAAAAGAAAAAGAAAUGCAAACACGUUGGGGUUCCUAAACACAAUGCACAAUCUGGGGAGAAAUCACUCUUACUACAUCUUGCUCAUAGUCUACUGACCAGUCUGUGUACAAAGUACAGUAAAUAAGACAUAUUCCCUAAAUGCUCAGCCAUGUCUGUUUAACCCCUCGUGUUUCAUUAGACUUCCCUCAAGCUAAUUACUGUUUGUUCAAAUCAGCUGUUGCCUGUAAUCGUGAAACCAUCUAUUUGUUGUUGUUCUGACGGGUGUGAAUGUGACUCAAGUCCUUUGACAUGUGUAUAUAAAGUGUUUAUUUUCUACAAAGAUUGAAUGUUUAUAUUGUCCGAAGUUUGAGCAUGUGAGUGUCGAAAAAAAUCACAAAAGACUUAUAAUUGUACAGCAAUGUGUGUCUAUAGUUGUAUAAGGGGAGUUGACUGUGUAAUCAAAACAUGUGCUGUCAACCAAUGACUAUCUGUGCAACCACCUCCAGUACACAGCUGAAACACAUAGGGAAAAAAAAUCUAUUCAACUUCAAUAGUUGUCUGAGACUUUAUGUUUUGGAUGUUGCAUGUUUUGUUGAUGGUUUGUCUGUAUAUUUUGCCUACAGAUUGUGUUUAAAAAGAGACAGAGAUAUGUAUAGAUUUAUCUGUAUGCUGACUGUAAAGAAAUAUGCUUGUAAAAUUGUCUUGUUUUUCACUCAGUGUAAAAACAAAGAAUCUAAUGUUAUGGUUUUGUGGUUGUACACAGGAUGUGUUAAGAUAUUAUGCAAAUUGUG